CAGACGGGGAGACAAAGCCAUGCAGGGUUCACAUAGCCAACUAUCAGGGCUUCUGACCCGGUGAAACGAGCCUGCUGGUGCUGAGGGGCGGCGGCCCGGGUGAGCGGCUCGCACAAACCCGAGCCUGACAGACACCCUGUCUCUCUCUCUCCCCGCCCUCCCCCCAGCUUCUCUUGGCUGUGUGGCCAGGUGCACAGGAACAUCCUCUCCAAGUUCACGGGGCAGGCUGUCGAGCUGUUUGAUGAGGAGUUCCGCCGCCUCUACGCCGCCUCCAAGCCCGUGAUGGGUCUCCAGUGCUCCGGGCCGCUGGAGCCUCUGCAGCCCAGCCGGGGCCCGGGAGCCUCCAGCGGCAGCAGCAGCAGCAUCUCCAGUGGCCGCACCUCCUCCAACCCCUUCAGCAGCCAGUCGAGCGACAGCCUUCCCCCGCACCCGCACCCGCACCCGCACCCGAGCCGGUCCACGUCCCCGGGGCCCGGCAGUGCGCAUCCCUUGGUGCCCAUCGCAUCCGCGGUCCCCGUGCCGCUUCCCAGGCCCCCGCCCUAUCAAGGCCGCCUGAGAAGCGCCGCCCCGCAGGCGCUCUUGGUCCCCGUGAGGCCCCACGAGGCAGCGCCCCCCCUCUACAGCAGCUUCGUGACCUACAGGCCCAUCCGGGUGCAGCUGCAGCAGCUCGGCCUGGUGCCCAGGGUCAUGCACCCCUGGAGGCCUUUCCUCCAGGCCUUGCCUCACUUUUGAACGGCCCUUUCCCCUCUCUGGCCCGCGGGGGUGAGGACCAGGCGCUGCUGAGUUUUCUGACCCAAAGGCCAUCCAUGCCUAACGACCAGCAGGAUCGAGCCUAAGGGCUAAAAGCACUGGGGGUUCUGGUAAGGGGGUGGGGGGAGAGAUUAUUGCCGCUUCUGAAUGUUCCCAGGGCCCAGACCAUCCACUUGCAUCAGUUCCUGGGCUUCUCAGUAGGCCCAUUCUAGAAGAUUCCAGGGAGGCAGUGGAGAGCCCUCAGUGACAAAAUGUGACAGGGAACCCGUCUUCCAAGGGCUAUCCUGGCCUUUGAUCUGUUGACAAAAACGUAAAAAUGGGUAGUAGAUGUUUUAUAAACAGGUUCCACUCCCCCAAAGACUCAGAAAGGUAACAAGUGUGCGAACAUUCCCGAAGUUUCUGGUAAGAAAGGACUCCGCCCCUUAAGUGUCUUAAACCGGAGUUCCCCAGACCUGAAGGAUUAGCAAUGAGACCCUAGAAUCUGUGAUUAUGUGGGGACCACCUGAAGCUGCAGCCAGCAGGCAUUUUAACAGGCUCUGGUCUGGGAGGCCUUGGGAGUCUGCACUGGCUGCAGGGACUUGAGUGGUCACGGCUGGGAAUGGCCUUCAGCAAGGCCCCGGGCAGCCUUGGACAAGGUUCCAAGGGUUCAUCUGGCCCAGCCCAGCCACCUGCCUCCAGCUCUGGGCUCUCUGCUCGUCCUGUUGAUGCCCCGAGAAAUGAAUAUGGGAGUCAUCAUUAGUUCAUUCCCAGAGAAUGUGACCCCUGCCCCUCUACUGGGACAUCUGGGGGAGGGGGAGAUAGGGUGACAGGAUAAGGUCCAGGCUGGUCCAGCCAAAAGAAGGCAGGUGCCUGGGACCUGGAACACACACACACACACACACACACA
Molecule: messenger RNA, 1636 nt
Organism: Cricetulus griseus (Chinese hamster)
Lineage: Eukaryota; Metazoa; Chordata; Mammalia; Rodentia; Cricetidae
Source: RefSeq, a predicted model, not a curated record